Kalmanozyma brasiliensis GHG001 is the source of this 1359-nucleotide messenger RNA. Its product is annotated as RNA recognition motif domain protein. The coding region runs from base 1 to 1359 and encodes 452 amino acids. Gene Ontology annotation, molecular function: RNA binding. NCBI's taxonomy places the organism in Eukaryota, Fungi, Basidiomycota, Ustilaginomycetes, Ustilaginales. Gene Ontology annotation, biological process: mRNA splicing, via spliceosome. The record is from RefSeq and is a predicted model, not a curated record. The transcript has a single exon. Gene Ontology annotation, cellular component: U2-type spliceosomal complex; U2 snRNP.
AUGCAUCCAGCGCCUCCCACAGCAUCCGGCUCUGAAGAUCCACGAGUCUACGUGGACCGUCUCUCCGGCAACUGGCGAUACGAGGACGACGAGGGGGACGAGUGGGAAUGGCAGCCCUUUCUGCAGCAUGCUCGACCUGCAGUAGAUUUGGGCGAGACCGAAGAUGAGGUCGCUAGCACAUCCGCCUCUGCUUCCUCGUCGAGGGCGAUACCAAAUGCAUUGCCGGCUGGUCACUGGGUCAAAGUGCUGGAUGACGACCUGAUUCGCGCACAGCAAGCAGCCUACUCGAUCGAAGGCGUCGACGAAGCACAACCGGCACAAGCCGUGCUUCGGCGUGGCAAGAAACGACCUGCCUCGCCUGACAUCACCACAACAAUCUCCGCGGGUCCUUCAGCAUCAACAUCUUCAGUAAAGUUGGAUAGGCUACCACCAUCGAAGAAGCCAAAACCAAUCACGUCGCUCUAUGUCACAGGUCUACCCCUCGACGCUACCGUCGACGAGAUCGCCCGCGUCUUCUCCCGAUACGGCGUGCUGCUCGAGGACGAUUCUGGCAAUCCGAGGAUCAAGAUGUACCACGACGACAAAACGGGCAUGUUCAAGGGCGAAGCGCUGGUGGUGUACUUCAAGCCGGAAAGUGUGGAGUUGGCGAUAAGCAUGUUGGACGAGACGAGCAUGCGUGCUGCGAUAGGGUCGGCGGCUGCGAGUGGGCCUGUGCUGCGCGUUCAACGAGCCGAGUUUCCCACCUCCAGCAACGGUGUCAACCACACUCAGCCGGGACCGGAGAAGGAGAAAGCGAGCAAGUCGAGCGCAGAAACACCGUCGCAUGGCCAACGACGCAACCUUUCAGAUCAAGAUCGCAAGAAGAUCGCCAAACGAGUCGCACGGUUGGAAACCAAGCUCUCGGAUUGGCGCGACGAAUCGCUCUCCCCUACCGACGAGACUGCUCCUUCUACCAGCGCUGCUGUCUCGGCGGGUGAAGGGAGUCGAACCGUGGUGCUCACCAAGAUGUUCACGCUAUAUGAGCUGGAUUCCGACCCAACGCUGCUGCUCGAUCUCAAACAGGACGUUCGCGAGGAAUGCACCGACACCAUCGGCGGCGUGACCAACGUCGUGCUGUGGGACAAGGAGCCAGAGGGCAUCAUGACGGUCAAGUUUCAGAAGCGCGAGCAGGCCGAGGCGUGCGUGAGCAUGAUGAAGGGGCGCUUCUUUGCACAGAGGCGGAUCGAUGCGUGGAUAUCUGAGGGCAAGCCGAGGUUUCGAAGGAGUGGUGGUGGUGGGGACAGCGAUGAUGAAGAUGGGGAGGGCGAAGAGAAGAAGAGGAAAGAUGCUUUUGCAAGUUGGUUGGACGACGAGGCGUAG